AAAUAUCACCACAUCAUUUGACUCAGUGACAAAUUCACUUCUCAACUCUUGAUCUUCCUUUCAGUGCCAAAAAAAAAAAAGAUGUCUGUAACUUUACUACAACAAAGUUUCCUAAUUAGUCCUCUUUCUUCUUCAACAUACAAACCGAGAAAAAAUGCCACUUUCUUUCCUGUACAUAGCACUAAAAUCUUGUGCAAACACAGCCCUGAUGACUCGCAAGACUCUUUAAGGAAAAGUGAAAAUAAAUUUGCUAAGUUGGCAUUAGUUGCAGUGGCAGCUGGUGCUUUGGCACUGGGCUCAGUGGAUGCAGCAUCAGCUGCUAAGAGUGGUGGGAGAGUUGGUGGUCAGGCUUUUCGAUCAUCGGCUCCUCGUUCUUCGUCGCCAAGAAUCAAUAAUUCAAGAACAAAUAUCUAUGUGAAUCCACCAGUUGCUCCUCCUCUAGUUGGUGGAUAUGGGUAUGGUGUUCCGUUCUAUGGUGGAUGGGGCUGGUCACCGUUCUCGUUCUUCGCACCAGGCCCCGGAGUUGCGGUUGGCGUUGGAGGUGGAUUCGAUACACUGGUGCUCUUCUUGGUUCUUGGUGCUGUUGCUGCUGUUAUUAGGAGGGUCUUUGGGUCAUCAAGAGAUGAAGAUGAGUACUAGUACAUGUUCAUCACAAGUGACUGCUGAUACUCAGCACUGUCAUCUAGCCAUAGUAUACAUAAUUAAUCUUAUGUAUUUGGCGAAAGUUAUCGAGUUAGGAGUUAGACCUCUGCAAAAGAAAUUUGGGCAAUGAAGCUUUUUGUUAAAUUCCUGGAAGGGGAUGUUCGUGACUUGUACAGCAUCCCCUAUGUAGGGAUUUUGACAAAAUCUAGGCCUCAUUUUCUUUUUGAAGUUAGUUCCUCUUAUGAUAAUUUUUCCUAUGUUUCUAUGUAAAUUUAUCUGCAGUAUGUUUUAGUAAAGCAAUCUUGUAUAUUCUUGUCACAGCUAAGUAUCUCCAUUUGAUAAAACCCUGUUGUAUGGUUGUCA
Lycium ferocissimum is the source of this 1005-nucleotide messenger RNA. RefSeq lists its product as uncharacterized. The transcript is spliced from 3 exons. The coding region runs from base 82 to 639 and encodes 185 amino acids. Lineage: Eukaryota; Viridiplantae; Streptophyta; Magnoliopsida; Solanales; Solanaceae. The record is from RefSeq and is a predicted model, not a curated record.